Molecule: messenger RNA, 597 nt
Organism: Orbicella faveolata
Lineage: Eukaryota; Metazoa; Cnidaria; Anthozoa; Scleractinia; Merulinidae
Product: epidermal growth factor-like protein 6
Source: RefSeq, a predicted model, not a curated record
AUGGCUAUGCAAAUAACAUCGUUACAGAAACAAAGAAUACCUUUUUUUUUCGUUUUAGAUGUCGACGAGUGUGCUUUGGGAACGUACAAGUGCACUGCAGGUGCAGUGUGCAUUAAUACCGUAGGCUCAUAUAACUGCUCUUGUAGUCCUGGUUAUUCUGGAGAUGGAAAAGUUUGUACAGAUGUCGACGAGUGUGCUUUGGGAACGUACAAGUGCACUGCAGGUGCAGUGUGCAUUAAUACCGUAGGCUCAUAUAACUGCUCUUGUAGUCCUGGUUAUUCUGGAGAUGGAAAAGUUUGUACAGGUGAGAUAAUACUCUCAUUGCCCACUUUAGAAACAAGAAGAAACUGGGGCCAGUGUCAUCUCGCAGUGGCUUGUGGGACCAUUACUGGAGACAAACGUAAUGUGGAACGCUUCAUUGUUCCUAGUAAAGUUCAGUAACGAUCCCACAAGCCACUGCGAGACGCAACUCGACCCAGAUUUCUUAUCGUUUCUCAAGUGGCGAAUUAUUUAGACAAUAGACGUUUAAUGGAGUCUUAAAAUUAAAAUUGUGAAUUGAGAACUAAAAAGGAAAAGUAAAGGAAUUUACGAGGAGGG